This is a messenger RNA of Struthio camelus australis, 750 nucleotides long. The record is from RefSeq and is a predicted model, not a curated record. Lineage: Eukaryota; Metazoa; Chordata; Aves; Struthioniformes; Struthionidae.
GCGUCUCAGAAGACGAUGGCCCUGGAGCUGGAGAACUUGCACACGGAGCUGGAGACCCUCAGCCGAAACAAGAACCUGGUUGAGGAGCAGCUCUACCAGCUCCAGCACGAGAGAGCAGAUCUGCUGAGACGCAUCGAUGAGGACCAGGAGGAUCUGAACGAACUCAUGGAAAAGCACAAGGCUCUGAUCGCCCAGUCUGCAACAGAUAUCGCUCAGAUUCAGGAGCUACAGACCCAGGUGGAGGAAGCAAAGAAAGAAAAACAAAGUCUCCAAGAGAAACUGCAGGCGGCCGAGGCGAGACUGGCCCAGCUGGGGCGGUCGACGGUGGAGCGCGCCGUCGUCAGCCGGCAGGAAGCGCGCGUCUGCGACCUGCAGAACAGGCUGGAGUUUCAGAGCGGGCAGAUCAAGGUGCUGGUGCUGCGCUUGCGGGACAGCAUCAUCAAGAUGGGCGAGGAGCUGGAGAAGGCAGCUGAGUCGGAAGCGCGGGAGAAGGAGAACACCAAGUACUACCAGAUGAGGAUGGAGGAGAUGAAGGCAGAUAUGAACGAGCUGGUUCAGAGGGAGCUGGAGUCCAGCCGCCGGCGCAUGGAGCUGAGUAAAUCGGGCCCGAAGGUGGGCUGCUGGCGUGGCUUGGCUGUUGCCCCUGGCCAGGCGGGCUGCGAGGCGCCAGGAAAGCUCCCAGAGCCUCCUGCGAUCUGUCGCAUCAAACUUGCUCUGCGGAAACCUCCCGUAACCUGCAGAUUGGCCUGA